UCUGCCCCACUCCAAAAACAAGAAUGAUUAGCAUAGCAACUAAUUAACAAAUUAAAUUGAAUUGAAUCCAAUCAACGAGAGGAGUGGAGGAUAACUGUGUCAACUUUGUCUUUGUUGAGGGCUCCUUAAUAAAUUUCUGUUCUUUUUUUUCAUUCUUCAAAGAUUCCAUCCAUUUCAGGUCCACCACCAUUGCAAUAUCAUCUCCUUUUCUCUCUUUCUUCAUCGUCAUCAUCUUCUUCUUUCUUUUUUCUAUCUUUUAUGUAUACAAGUAUAUUUACUCUACUACUGUGGUAUUUUGUUUCCAUCAGAAUUCACAUUAUUAUUAUUAUUAUUAUUAUUAUUAUUAUUAUUAUAUUUUUACGAACUGUAAAUAUAUCUGUUUCUUUGUGGUGUUUUCUUAUAGAAAAAGAGAGAGAGAGAGAGAGAGAGAGAGAGAAACACAAACACAGAGAUAGAUGUUUUUCCCCUUUUCCUCUGUACUCUGAUGAAGAAAGUUGGAUGUUUUCAUUUCCAUUUCUAUUGAACAGAGAAAAUCUGAUCGGAGGUUGGGGAUUCCUUCUUCUGUUUUGUUGGUGCUGACGGUGGGUCUUUCUUCAUAAGCUUUGACUCUUUAAUCAAUCAGUUAUUGGGGGGCUUCUCUUUGAUCAGCAUAUAUUGUCGAUCUGUCAGGAAUUCAUCCAACUUCAUUUCUAAACGAACUGAUAUUGAGGCUAGUCUUAGAAUUAUCAUGACUGGUAUUGAUGAUAAUGUUGCUAUUAGUGGAGACUGGAUACCUCCUACCCCCAGCCCAAGAACAUUUUUCACAGCUAUUUUAGGUGAUGAUAUUGGCUCAAAACCGAUCUCUGAAACUCCUGUGGAAAAUAAAACUGAGGGAUUAUUUCUGGGAACUCAAGGAAUGAUAACGGCAGAGAAUAUUGAGAAAAAGGAUGUUCACCAUGGUUGUGAACUUUUGAUUGAAUCAGGAUCAAUUUUUGAGCGAAGAUCAAGUUCACGGGGAGGUCUAGUGGAAAGGAUGGCGGCCAGAGCUGGAUUUAAUGCUCCAAGAUUGAAUACUGAAAGCAUCAGGUCUGCUGACCUUUCACUUAACCCUGAAAUUCAUUCUCCUUACUUGACAAUACCUCCUGGUCUCAGCCCAACAACACUGCUAGAAUCUCCAGUUUUUGUUUCAAAUUCUUUGGAGUUCUGUUUCAUACAAAUUUCUCAAUUUGUAUCACCGCAGGCACAGCCAUCCCCGACUACUGGAAAAUUCCCUUUCAUUCCUAAUGGUAAUGGUAGGAGUUCUAUCUCAGAGUCCCUUGAUAAAAGUAAAGAUAACUAUUUUGAGGACAUCAAUGCAUCCCCAUUUGCAUUCAAGCCUGUUGCAGAGUCAAAUUCCUCUUUUCUCCUUGGUGCAAUGAGCAAAAUUACUCCAGCCAGUCUUCCUCAGCUGUCUUUACCAAAUAUUGAGGUUUCACUUCAGUCUGAGAAUUCUCUUCUGUCUAAAAAUGUAGACCCAGGUAAAGUCCACUCUCAAAACAGCAACAUGCUCAGCCUUCAGGCAGAUUUUUCUAGAUCAUCAACUGAAAAGGAUAUUGGGAGUAACAACUCUGCUGAUCAAAGGGCCUUUGAUACUGUUGGUUUGAGUGCUGAACAUUCACCGCCUCUUGAUGAGCCACAGGAUGAAGAAGGAAAUCAAAGAGUUAUUGGAGAUUGCAUGGCUGGUGAUGUUGGUGGUCCGCCAUCUGAGGAUGGAUAUAAUUGGAGAAAAUAUGGACAAAAACAAGUAAAAGGCAGUGAGUAUCCUCGUAGUUAUUACAAGUGCACACAUCCAACUUGUCAGGUUAAGAAGAAAGUGGAACGUUCUCAUGAAGGUCACAUAACGGAGAUCAUAUACAAGGGAGCUCACAACCAUCCCAUUCCCCCGUCCAAUCGCCGAUCUGUGAUUGGAUCAUCCAAUCCUCUAAUCGACAUACAACUAGAAAUCCCUGGACAAAAUGGCCCUCAAAAUGUUACUUGUGGUGAUCCUGUUUGGGCAACUGCACAGAAGGGAACAGUUGCUGCUGCUCAUAAUUGGAGGCAUGACAACAUUGAGGUGACGUCAUCUGCAACUGUGGGUCCCGAAUAUGGCAAUGGGCAGGCCCCGAAUAAUACUCACUUUGAAUCAGGUGAUGCAGUAGACGCCUCAUCGACCUUCUCUAAUGACGAAGAUGAAGAUGAUGGGGGGACACAUGGCAGUGUCUCAUUAGGUUAUGAUGGUGAAGGAGAUGAAUCUGAGUCAAAGAGAAGGAAAAUUGAAGCUUAUGCAACAGAAAUGAGUGGAGCCACACGAGCUAUUCGUGAGCCUAGGGUUGUGGUCCAGACAACCAGUGAGGUGGAUAUCCUAGAUGAUGGAUAUCGGUGGCGCAAGUAUGGCCAGAAAGUAGUGAAAGGAAAUCCGAAUCCAAGGAGUUACUACAAAUGCACCAGUGCUGGCUGCACAGUGAGGAAGCAUGUAGAGAGGGCAUCACAUGACCUUAAGUCAGUAAUUACUACCUAUGAAGGAAAGCACAAUCAUGAUGUUCCUGCUGCUCGUAGUAGCAGUCAUGUCAAUUCUGCUACCUCUAGCACAGUAAAUGCCCAGGCUGCUUCCUCUGUCCAAACUCAUGCCCACAGGCCAGAGCCAUCACAACUUCACAACACCAUGGUUAGACCUGCAUCAUUCGGUCCAUUUACUCUGCCUGGAAGGCAGCAGCUGGGGCCUUCUCCUGGCUUCUCCUUAGGAAUGAAUCAACCAGAACUGGAAAUUUUGGCAAUGGCUGGGUUGGGCCCUGUUCAAGCGAAGCUGCCAGUUCUGCCUGUUCAUCCACUUAUGCCUCAAAAACGCCAGAUCAAUGAAAUGCGUUUCAUGUUGCCGAAAGGAGAACCAAAGAUGGAGCCAAUGGCUGAACCUGGUUUGAAUCUAUCCAACAACACACCAUUAUACCAGCAAAUUAUGAGUAGGCUGCCUCUAGGACCGUAGAUGUAAAUUUUCCAUUUUUUCCUAAAAAAUUUCUUUUUCAGUUUUUCUGAGAAAGCAUUAUGUUUCCAAUAUAUAAAUGAGCAUUUCAUCAGUUCUUGGUC
Molecule: messenger RNA, 3078 nt
Organism: Durio zibethinus
Lineage: Eukaryota; Viridiplantae; Streptophyta; Magnoliopsida; Malvales; Malvaceae
Product: putative WRKY transcription factor 2
Biological process (GO): regulation of DNA-templated transcription
Molecular function (GO): DNA-binding transcription factor activity; sequence-specific DNA binding
Source: RefSeq, a predicted model, not a curated record